CACUGCGCCACGAUGGGAACUCCGGUAAAGCCAUUUUUUACGUAGAUAAAGCCUCUCCACGUUACACAGAAAAGAUGAGAGCCAGCCUCUCCCGCUGCCUGGCCACCCCAUUGCCCUGGAAGCGGGGGUCCAGUGUUCUGAGGACUCUGGUUCCUGCCCCUCUGCCUCACCUUGAAUUCAGAUUCGGAGCAAAGGUCCACAACGGGGUGUGGUCAACUAGCUGCCCUCAACCUUCCUCCCGGUUAGAGUGGGCAGGGUCCAUGUGGUCUUUUGUGUGGCUUCCCUGAGCAGCCUGCUGCCCAGUAGGCCAUGGCAGGAGGAGCUUGAGGCCGGCCACCAGCACCUUGUCCCUGUCCUGGGAGCAGAGGGUCGGGAAGCCCUGGGAAUUCUGCUGCCCAUGCUCAUCAGAGGCACUGCUCGCUGGGGAUGUACCAGGGAGGAGAUCCAGUCAGCUGCCUGGGCCCUGCUGCUGGCUGUGUGAUGCUGUCUCUGUGACUCCAUCGGCCUGCCUGGCCCAAGGCAGCUUGGCCUCUCACUGCCCACUUCCUACGCCUCUGACCCGGGGGUUCCCACUGAUCUAUGCCCCAGCAGGUGCUGGUCACGUGACCCAGGCUCCACUAUCCCCUGGAAAGGGAAGCGUCAGUCCGUGGGGCCUGAGCUGUGCCUCAAUGGCCCAUAGGCCAUUCUCCCAGGGGUACCUGGGUCCAGAGUGAGCCAUGAACCUGCUGGGGCGCUGGGAGACCCUCCGGGCCUGGGGACAGAGUUGCUGACUCACCCUGUCCCCUUCCUGCCCCAUGACAGAGGCAUGGGGCUCUUGUUCUCACCAUCCCAUCAGUCCUAGGAGGGCUACCCUGUUCCUGCAUUGGACCCCAUAGGGCCACGGUCAGCACCCAGGUCUCCCUGAGGAGGCUCAUCCCUGCCCUCCUCGUUGUCUCCACUGUGGCCUGUGAGUAUGGCAUGGUGCACGUGGUAUCGGAGACUGGGGGCCCCAAAGGCAAGGACUACUGCAUUCUCUACAACCCGCAGUGGGCCCACCUGCCGCACGACCUCGGCAAAGCCUCUCUGCUGCAGGUUCGGGACUGGACGGGCUCCGUGCUCUGCUCUCCAUCAGACCUGCCAGUCAAGGGCUUCAGCAACCAGAUCCCACUGGUGGCACGGGGGAACUGCACCUUCUAUGAGAAAGUGCGGCUGGCCCAGGGCAGCGGGGCACGUGGGCUGCUCAUCGUCAGCAAGGAGACACUGGUCCCCCCAGGAGGCAACAAGACGCAAUAUGAUGAGAUUGGCAUUCCUGUGGCCCUGCUCAGCUACAGGGACAUGCUGGACAUUUUCGAGACUUUCGGCCGGACGGUGCGGGCGGCGCUGUAUGCACCCAAGGAGCCGAUGCUGGACUACAACAUGGUCAUCAUCUUCAUCAUGGCUGUGGGCACUGUCGCCCUGGGGGGCUACUGGGCCGGGAGCCGGGACGUGAGGAAGAGGUACAUGAAACACAAGCGGGACGAUGGGCCCGAGAAACAGGAGGAUGAGGCCGUGGACGUGACGCCCGUCAUGAUCUGUGUCUUCGUGGUCAUGUGCUGCUCCAUGCUUGUGUUGCUCUACUUCUUCUACGACCAGCUUGUCUAUGUUAUCAUCGGGAUCUUCUGCCUGGCCUCCUCCACUGGCCUGUACAGCUGCUUGUCACCCCUCAUCCAGAGGCUGCCAUUCUGCAAGUGCAGGGUCCCUGACAACAGCCUGCCCUACUUCCACAAGCGGCCUCAGGUCCGCACGCUGCUCCUGGCGCUGCUAUGCGUGGCAGUCAGCGUGGUGUGGGGUGUCUUCCGGAACGAGGACCAGUGGGCUUGGAUCCUUCAGGAUGCUCUGGGCAUUGCCUUCUGCCUCUACACAUUGAAAACCAUCCGUCUCCCCACAUUCAAGGCCUGCACACUGCUGCUGCUGGUGCUCUUCAUCUACGACGUCUUCUUCGUGUUCAUCACACCCUUCCUGACCAAGAGUGGGAACAGCAUCAUGGUGGAGGUGGCUACUGGGCCGUCGGACUCGGCUACCCACGAGAAGCUCCCCAUGGUUCUGAAGGUGCCCAGACUGAAUGCUUCACCACUGGCCCUGUGUGACCGGCCCUUCUCCCUCCUGGGCUUUGGGGACAUCCUGGUCCCAGGGCUGCUCGUGGCCUACUGCCACCGCUUUGACAUCCAGGUGCAAUCCUCCAGGGUCUACUUCGUGGCCUGCACCAUCGCCUACGGCAUUGGCCUCCUGGUGACGUUCAUGGCGCUGGCCCUCAUGCAGCGCGGCCAGCCCGCCCUCCUCUACCUGGUGCCCUGCACUCUCGUCACCAGCUGUGCCCUGGCGCUCUGGCGCAGGGAGCUGGGCAUGUUCUGGACGGGCAGCGGCUUUGCGAAGGACCUACCUCAGCCUGCAUGGGUACCUGCUGCGGCUGAUGGCCCUCAGUCCCGGGCGGACUCGGACACCACCACCGCCCAGCAGCCUCCCGGGCAGGAAGCACUCCCGGCCUCCCUGCCAGCUGAGCAGUCCCCAGAACCUCCUGUACCCAAGGAGACCGAGGCCAGUGCACCCCCCCGGGAGCCUGAGAGCCCCACCGGCCUUGCCCCCAAACCUGCAGGCCUACCUGACCCCUCGGCCUAGGGGAAGGCACACAGACUCAGACUUUCACCACCGGCCCCCCGCGCCCAGGACUGGACCCGCCUGGCCCCCAACUUGGUGCUCUGGUCUGGCCGAUGUGCGCGUCCUCUUCUUCCUGUCUGGCUGCACCCCGGACCCCAGCCCUGCUCUGAGCCUGAGCGGCGCUGCACAAGCCCCUGCCGGCCCAGGCCCUCAGGCCAGCUCCGCAGUCUUCCUGUCCGGGUGGGGCCCCGGGGAGGGUGGUGGCAGACACGCCCAGUUUGGUGCUUCCCUGGCUGCUGCUUCCCUUAGGUCCUAGGGCCUGAGAGGGAGGACCUCUGCCUCCUGAGGGAGGGACGUUUUUGUCCAGCAGGGCCCCAGGGGUUUGGACUCCAGUGUCGCCUGCUAGGUGGGGUCUGGACACCCCCACUCUGGGUUGGGGGCAUGAGGAGGGGGCCUGCGGUGAUCUCCAAUCCCUGCCCCACAGCCAUUCAUUGCCAGGAAGCGCCCAGCGCCUGUGCUCAAGCUCCUCCGUGUUUUAAUAAACGGCCACGACUUUUUGAAAUACUUGGUAGUGUCGCCUCUUGGGGCACGAGUCCCUGGGACUGCUCCUCUCAGGGGCAGGGCUGGCGCCAGGCCAGGGCCCAUUUUGCCUUUCCGCUUAGAGGAACUUGGCCCCCACCCUCGCCAUGGGCAUCUGCACGCUCUCAGCCCCAUCCAGUGCACGCACCUCAGCCUCCAGCUACAGCAAAGGCGGGGAGCUUCUGGAAUGUGGGAGGAUAUUUGGAACUGGCGUUAUGUCUUCUACCUCACCGACAGGGUUCUCUGAACCUCAGGACAGAUGCCGCCGGCCCCCAUGUCACCGUCUGGCGACAGAGCCCUGCCUGCUCCUCCCCAUCCAUGACGAGAGGGAAGGCACAGACCCUCUGGCUCCAGGGCCAGCUCUGUGUCCCUCUGGUCCCGCCACUGUGCUGCAGAUGGCAGGUGGGGGCCAAACCACAAUCCAUUCCAAACAAUACCAGCGCCAGACAGACUCACCCUCUCUGUCAGCCACACCUUUCGAGGGAGAAAUGAUGUUUAUUCCUAAAAAAUCAGACGACAGCUUCCACCUGGUUAGGUAUGUUUCUUAAAAAGAAACUGGUGUGUGGGUGGGGGUGGAGCAGCUGGACCUGCCAGGACCCACGGGAGACCGUGGCCUUGGAGCUGGACCUGGGCUGCAGGCACAGGGCAGCCUCGGGGGAGGGCCCCAGUCUAGCCUUCCUCUAAGCCAUUUUGUAUGAUGGUGUAAGAACGCGGAAUCUAUUCUUUUCUGUUUUGGAAGUUUGACAAAUGUCAAGGAAUUCAAAGGCAGAUGUUAGUUCCUGAAGUUUCCGUUUGCGGUUUUUGCCUUGCUUCUGUUCGAAUCUUAUAAUUAAAUACAGCUUUUGAUAUUUA
Phacochoerus africanus (Common warthog) is the source of this 4044-nucleotide messenger RNA. RefSeq names its product signal peptide peptidase like 2B (gene SPPL2B). The record is from RefSeq and is a predicted model, not a curated record. Gene Ontology annotation, cellular component: lysosomal membrane; lumenal side of endoplasmic reticulum membrane; cytoplasmic side of endoplasmic reticulum membrane. The transcript has 15 exons. The coding region runs from base 958 to 2634 and encodes 558 amino acids. Lineage: Eukaryota; Metazoa; Chordata; Mammalia; Artiodactyla; Suidae. Gene Ontology annotation, biological process: membrane protein proteolysis. Gene Ontology annotation, molecular function: aspartic endopeptidase activity, intramembrane cleaving.